AUGACAUUGGACUUGAAGCCCAUGGAAGAUUUUGUUAUUGACGUAGUAGGAGAAGGACUCAGGGAUAACGGAGAGGAGAAUCUCGUGUCCUUACCUUUGGAAGAGGCGAGAAGCGCAGAUUAUGAACCGGACACUUUUUUGACUUCGAGCGGGCAGGACGAGGAUAGGGAGGAUUACUCACCCACGUCGAAUUGUCCUCCAGCAGUAAGUAAAAGCCCGGCGUCGGUAAAGCCUCCGUACUCCUACAUCGCUUUGAUAACAAUGGCCAUAUUACAAAGCCCCAAAAAGCGUCUUACCCUCAGCGAGAUAUGUGACUUUAUCAGCCACCGCUUCGUUUAUUAUCGUGAGAAGUUCCCUGCCUGGCAGAAUUCCAUCAGACACAACCUUUCGCUCAAUGACUGCUUUGUCAAAAUGCCCCGGGAGCCUGGUAAUCCAGGGAAGGGAAACUACUGGACGCUGGACCCCAAUUCUUCGGACAUGUUUGAGAAUGGGAGCUUUCUGCGUCGAAGGAAGAGGUUCAAACGCCAGCAUUUUCGUUUCGGGGUGCUGAAGGAGCAACCCCUAGAGCCCAGUGUCUUUCACAACUUUUAUGGUACUUAUGGACUUGGCACAGCGGGUCUUCAGCUACCCAGUUUGGAGAUAUAUCCGUUCGGCGUCCAUCACCAUGCAUACUCGUCAUGCGCGCCCACCAUCCCACCUGUUAGCAGCCUCCUACCGGCUUUGUCGAGCCUGUUUACCCGGAACUCUUUCGCUGCCAAGGCUUUUCUUCAAUCACAGCAGCCUGUCACUAUCGGGUCCUUCAAUCCGAGCCGCUGUGCCACCUUUUCUUCCGCUAUGACCCCCAGCGCUCCAUACGCGUCCCCUGCGCUGUUCCACUCCGCGGCGUCUCCACAUCUCGUCAGUUUACAUCAAGAAUAUCAGAAAUUACAGACUCAGCGCAGCACCUCUGACCUGGCUAAAUGA
This is a messenger RNA of Coregonus sp. 'balchen', 963 nucleotides long. NCBI's taxonomy places the organism in Eukaryota, Metazoa, Chordata, Actinopteri, Salmoniformes, Salmonidae. The record is from the annotation of a GenBank genome assembly.